AUGAUUUUGCAAUAUACCGUAAUGGGAACCGCUACUGGAGAAUCGUGUUAUAAUAAUAGCACUGACAUGAGCAUGUUUAAAAAGGUUGACCUAAACAACGAGGAGUUUAAAUCAACUCUAAUUAAAUCCGAGUGGCUAAUUACUAGCGCCACAGAAAACAACGAUGUUCAAUUUGAACGAUUAUACUGUAACCCGAAUAUAACGGACUCCGAAAUUGUGACAAAAGUAAUCGAUUGCUUCAAGAAUUACAAAAUCGCUUUAAAACCAGAAGAAAGGGAACUUGUUGGAAAACUGGACAGUAUCACCAGGAAAGAGUGCUAUCAGAAUAAUAAUGAUAUGAGUCGGUUUAGCAAAGUAGACUUGAGCAAUCAGGACUUUAAAUACAGCCUCGUUGAAGCGUGCGAUAUUGAUUAUGACCUCUGUUUAAAUCAUCUUGCUCAAUAUCCUAAUAUCCAAGCGUAUACAUUAAAGUGGGUGAAACAAUGCCAAUUAAAUGUUGUCUGUGGCGUAAGGGAGGGGUUGUUUAUUUAA
Molecule: messenger RNA, 531 nt
Organism: Medioppia subpectinata
Lineage: Eukaryota; Metazoa; Arthropoda; Arachnida; Sarcoptiformes; Oppiidae
Source: the annotation of a GenBank genome assembly